GUAAUCCAGUGUCUCUUAAAACUAAGAGAGUAGUAAAGACCAAAAUUACCACUCGUACUCUCACCAGCAAAUAUAACUCUUUUAGGGCUGAUUGGUUCAAAUCUAGUAUUUGGUCUGAGAUUUAUAAGUGCUGA
This is a messenger RNA of Dentiscutata erythropus, 134 nucleotides long. NCBI's taxonomy places the organism in Eukaryota, Fungi, Glomeromycota, Glomeromycetes, Diversisporales, Gigasporaceae. The record is from the annotation of a GenBank genome assembly.